This is a messenger RNA of Syngnathoides biaculeatus (alligator pipefish), 2088 nucleotides long. RefSeq names its product ISL LIM homeobox 1a (gene isl1a). Lineage: Eukaryota; Metazoa; Chordata; Actinopteri; Syngnathiformes; Syngnathidae. The transcript has 6 exons. Gene Ontology annotation, cellular component: nucleus. The record is from RefSeq and is a predicted model, not a curated record. Gene Ontology annotation, biological process: positive regulation of transcription by RNA polymerase II; axonogenesis; neuron fate specification. Bases 115 to 1200 code for a protein of 361 amino acids. Gene Ontology annotation, molecular function: DNA-binding transcription factor activity, RNA polymerase II-specific; cis-regulatory region sequence-specific DNA binding.
CCUCUCGGAGCCUGACAGCCCCCCGGGCGGGACAGCAGAAGACACACCAAGGCGUCCUGCAGACGUUGCAGUCCGCUCUGAGCGUUGACCUAACAUCGCCUUACCUUUGUUAAAAUGGGAGACAUGGGAGAUCCACCGAAAAAAAAACGGCUGGUGUCUCUGUGUGUGGGCUGUGGAAACCAGAUACACGACCAGUACAUCCUGCGCGUCUCCCCAGAUCUGGAAUGGCACGCCGCCUGUCUCAAAUGCGCCGAGUGCAGUCAGUACCUGGACGAGUCCUGCACAUGCUUUGUCAGGGACGGAAAGACAUACUGUAAACGGGAUUACAUCAGGUUAUACGGGAUUAAAUGCGCUAAAUGCAACAUCGGUUUCAGCAAGAACGAUUUUGUAAUGAGGGCCCGAUCCAAAGUCUACCACAUCGAAUGUUUCCGCUGUGUGGCCUGCAGCAGACAGCUCAUCCCAGGGGACGAGUUCGCUCUGCGUGAAGAUAGCCUCUUCUGCCGGGCCGACCACGACGUUGUGGAGCGGGCCACUCUGGGACACGGAGACCCGCUCAGUCCGCUACACCCCGCCAGACCUCUGCAAAUGGCAGGUAAAGGCCAGUUACUUAACCUGUCCAUUGUCACAGCAGAACCCAUCUCCGCCCGGCAGUCUGCACUUCGGCCUCACAUUCACAAACAGCCAGAGAAGACAACUCGGGUCCGGACAGUUCUAAACGAGAAGCAGCUCCACACUUUGCGAACGUGCUACAACGCUAACCCGAGGCCCGAUGCUCUGAUGAAAGAACAGCUGGUGGAGAUGACUGGCCUUAGUCCGCGUGUCAUCCGAGUCUGGUUCCAGAACAAGAGGUGCAAAGACAAGAAGAGGAGCAUUCUGAUGAAGCAACUACAACAACAACAGCCAAACGACAAGACGAACAUCCAGGGAAUGACAGGCACACCGAUGGUGGCGGCCAGUCCGGAGCGGCACGACGGUGGCAUUCAGGCCAACCCUGUGGAAGUGCAGAGUUACCAGCCGCCCUGGAAAGUCCUCAGCGACUUUGCUCUUCAGAGCGACAUCGACCAGCCCGCGUUUCAGCAACUGGUUAGUUUUUCGGAGGGUGGACCGGGUUCGAACUCAACUGGCAGCGAGGUUGCGUCCAUGUCGUCUCAACUUCCGGACACACCGAACAGCAUGGUGUCGAGUCCCAUUGAGGCCUAAAUCUAAAGGCUGUUUGCACAAACUGAAGUUAUUCAUGUUCGCCUCAUCCUUCCAGACUACGACCAACGUGCUUGAAUUUUUGACGGUGUGAAGACAAUCAUGGGAUAUUAACAUCAACAUGCAAUCUUUAAAACAAAGCAGAAGAGAGAAACUUGCAACACUCAAGACGACGCUGCUUGCCCAUACGGUUUUUGCCAAAAGAAGACACAAACCGGACGGCGUUAACUUUGGACUUCUGAGUCGGAGACGAACUUAGCCCUAAUGUUCACUAGUUUAAUUUAAAUACUUUUCUUUGUAAUUUGAUGAAUCGUCAUUCUAUUUUUUUCCUCGGGGAAAAGCUCUGAUUUUCUUCACUGAUUCCAUUCAUGACCCAAGUUCUGAAGCAUUUGCAACAAGGUAUACCUCUUUUUCGCCGCAAGGUUCGUGGCACAUUUUUGUAAGUUUGGGUUAAAGAAAAUAUAGUUUUCUGUUCCAAAGAUGUGUACACGUAUUUAUCUAUAAGUUACAUAUACGUUCGCUCUUUUUUUUUCCUCUGGGACUUAAUAGGUAUUAUUUAUUGUCAACAAAAUAGCCAGAUUUUGGGUAACUUUAUAAAGUAAAGUAAAUCGAGGUUUGAUCUGUUUUUUUUUUCCCAAUUCUCACGCUAAUUGCGACAUUACUAUAAUUCUAAAUUAUUUGCAGAAGGCAAAACUACUUCAAACCCCCAUUCUCCCACCCCCACACACAAUUUCAAAGAAAGAAAUAACUGGGCGUCUGUUGAAGCAGAUGUUUUAAUUAGAUUUGCCUUCAGAAUUUAAACUGAUUUAGGGCUAAGAGUUUUUGACAGUUAUAUGUUGAAUUACUAUUGCUUAUUUAUUAAUAUAUUUAUAUGUACGUUUAUUCAUUUAU